AAACAAAAUCAAGAGUGGCGAGAGGUACACAAAAAAAGAAAAGAAAUCAAUUUUUGUCUUCAAAAUUUUCAAGAGCUUUUAGAUUGUUGUUCUUCAAAUUUUAUUUUACUCCCCCUUCUGUCACACCCCGCUUCUCUGAAUCCCUUUCUGUUUAAUCAUCUGUCUUUCAAUUUAUGAUUUUUGGGUUUGUCUUUUAAUCAAAUUAAAAAGUCACAAACUUAGAAUAAUUUUUCGAAAAACAGGUGUUUUUUCAGAAUCGAGAUCCAGAAUAUUUACUUGUACAUUUUUUUUUUUUUAUCAGUCACAAGGGUUAUUUUUGAUCCCUUAAGGCUCUUUUUAAUUUUUUUUGUUUUAAUCCAAGGAUUUAAAGGAUUGUCUAUUUAAAAUCCAUUUAAUCCUUUUUUUUAGUGUUAAUUAAUAAUUAAUUAACCUUUGUUCUUCAAUUUUAUUAAGACACAGGUUAUAAUUUUUCAUACAAAUUAUGGCAGCUAUGAUGAAUUAUUACAGUAACAUGCAACAGUUUCAAUUUCAUGACUCAGAUCCAUUUAGAGGUGAAUUAAUGGAAGUUCUUGAACCUUUUAUCAAAAGUCCUUCUUCAACUUCAACUUCACCUUCAUCUUCAACACCAUCACCUUCUUAUUCUUCUUCUCUCUCUUCACCUUCUUUCUACACAGAGCAAAACUUCAUAGGCUUUGCUCAACCAUCUUCUUCUUUUUCUUCUCCUUCUCUUCUUGGUCUCAACCACUUGACACCAUCACAAAUCAACCAAAUCCAAGUACAAAUCCAACAACAAAACUUCACCAUGCAACAUCAACAAAUUCAACAGCAACAACAACGUUGUCUUAGUAACACUUUGAGUUUUCUUAGUCCAAAGUCAAUUCCUAUGAAGCAUGUGGGUGGUAGUAGUGUUUCAAAACCCACAAAGCUAUACAGAGGAGUGAGACAAAGGCACUGGGGAAAAUGGGUUGCUGAGAUAAGACUACCUAAGAACCGAACAAGAUUAUGGCUUGGUACUUUUGACACAGCUGAAGAAGCAGCUUUGGCUUAUGAUAAAGCUGCUUAUAAGCUACGUGGUGACUUUGCUAGGCUAAAUUUUCCAAAUUUGAAACACCAAGGUUCAAUUAUUGGUGGUGAAUUUGGUGAGUUUAAACCUCUUCCUUCUUCUGUUGAUGCUAAGCUUCAAGCUAUUUGUGAAGGUUUAGCUGAGAUGCAGAAACAGGGGAAGGCUGAGAAGCCUAAGAAGAUGCCGGCGUCGAAGGCGAAAGCCUCUUCAAAGGUGGUUUCUAAGGAGUCUGUUGAUGAUUUGAAGAAGGAUUCAGAGCCAGAGGAGUGUUGUAAGGUUGAAGCAGUUUCAGUGAUUACUGAGAGUGAAGGUUCUGAAGGUUCUUCACCACUUUCAGAUCUUACUUUUGGUGAUGUUGGUGAACCACAGUGGGAGGGUGAUUCAGAAAAUUUUAAUUUGCUCAAGUACCCUUCUUAUGAGAUUGAUUGGGAUUCUCUGUGAAGGGUUUUUAGUUUGUGUCCUUAUAUGUAAUUUUUUAUUUUCUAGUUAAGGGUCUCAUCUCAUCUCAUCUCAUGCAUAAUUAUAUUAUAUAUAGGUUUUAGUUUCUUAGGUUGGUGGCUACUGCAAUGGAAUUUUUGACAAUUGCAGUGCUACCCUUGUAGGAUAUUAUUGUAUUAUAAUCUCUUGUUACCUUGGUUCAAAGCUGAGUUUUUUCUUGCUUUGCCUUGGAGGAGAAUCUUAGUUAUGUAUGUUCAUAUUAUUAUUAGUAGAGAUGUAAUCUACAUGCAUUUCAUAUUAUUGAAUAUAAAUAUUGUAGUAUCA
This is a messenger RNA of Medicago truncatula (barrel medic), 1825 nucleotides long. RefSeq names its product ethylene-responsive transcription factor RAP2-4. Gene Ontology annotation, molecular function: sequence-specific DNA binding; DNA-binding transcription factor activity. NCBI's taxonomy places the organism in Eukaryota, Viridiplantae, Streptophyta, Magnoliopsida, Fabales, Fabaceae. The transcript has a single exon. The record is from RefSeq and is a predicted model, not a curated record. The coding region runs from base 482 to 1504 and encodes 340 amino acids. Gene Ontology annotation, biological process: regulation of DNA-templated transcription. Gene Ontology annotation, cellular component: nucleus.